This is a messenger RNA of Cannabis sativa, 2538 nucleotides long. RefSeq names its product probable E3 ubiquitin-protein ligase ARI8. Gene Ontology annotation, molecular function: ubiquitin conjugating enzyme binding; zinc ion binding; ubiquitin protein ligase activity. The transcript has 15 exons. Lineage: Eukaryota; Viridiplantae; Streptophyta; Magnoliopsida; Rosales; Cannabaceae. The record is from RefSeq and is a predicted model, not a curated record. Gene Ontology annotation, cellular component: ubiquitin ligase complex; cytoplasm. Gene Ontology annotation, biological process: protein polyubiquitination; positive regulation of proteasomal ubiquitin-dependent protein catabolic process; ubiquitin-dependent protein catabolic process. Bases 315 to 2099 code for a protein of 594 amino acids.
AAAAUUUUGGUUACUUAUCCCUUUAUUAACAGUAUUUAUGCGUGGUUACCUCUCUCUCCCGAAAAAGCCAAAAGAAAAUUUCUUUGAGAAUCCCUCAUUUCCGUAUUAUGUGAACGAAUCCCAAACUUAAACUCAACAGAUCAUCUUUUUUUCUUAUUCUUCUUCUCUCUCUCAAUAUACCUAUAUAUAAAAUCUACCCUUUACUUUUCUCACUCUGCAAAAAAUUCCUGAUCGAAUUCCGAUCAUUUUUCUCAAAUUUAGGGUUUUUAAUUUUUCCCAUUGCUUUUGGGAAAUCCUAUCAGAUAAUUAUUGAGAUGGAAUCGGAGGAUGACUUCGACAUGCACGAUGCCAACGAUGAUGAGGACGACGACAAUGACGACCAUUUUUACAGUGGUGGAGACGAUGAUGCCGCCGCCGCUAUGGACAGCGACGACGCCGACAUCGGCGAUUACGAGUUCAUCGACAACGAUUCUGACGAUUCGGAUGAUGUUAUCACUAAUCGAUAUCAGCAAAGCUAUACUGUUUUGACUGAAGAAGAUAUUUGCCAACGUCAGGAGGAAGAUAUAAUGAGGAUUUCUACUGUGCUUUCUAUUCCAAAGGGUGCAGCUAGCAUACUACUCCGCUACUAUAAUUGGAGCGUUAGUAAAGUACAUGAUGAGUGGUUUGCAAACGAGGACAAGGUUCGGAGGGCUGUUGGCUUUCUGGAGAGACCAGCUAUUGAAUAUCCUAAUGCCAAAGAAUUGACUUGUGGGAUUUGUUUUGAAGCCCAUCCUCGUGAUAAGAUUCAUUCUGCUGCUUGUGGUCAUCCUUUCUGUAGUUUAUGCUGGACAGGUUAUAUUAGUACAUCCAUUAAUGAUGGUCCCGGAUGUUUGAUGUUGCGAUGCCCUGAUCCAUCUUGUGCUGCUGCUGUUGGUCAAGAUAUGAUCAAUGACUUAUCUUCUGAUGAAGACAAGGAGAAAUAUUGUCGUUACUUUAUUAGAUCUUAUGUUGAAGAUAAUAGGAAGACCAAAUGGUGUCCAGCUCCAGGUUGCGAUUAUGCUGUAGAUUUUGUGGUUGGUAGCGGAAGUUAUGAUGUUACUUGUCGGUGUUCAUACAGUUUUUGCUGGAAUUGUACGGAGGAAGCUCACCGGCCAGUUGAUUGUGGCACUGUUGCCAAAUGGAUUUUGAAGAAUAGUGCUGAAUCUGAAAAUAUGAAUUGGAUAUUGGCUAAUUCUAAACCCUGUCCAAAGUGCAAACGGCCGAUUGAGAAAAACCAAGGGUGUAUGCAUAUUACGUGCACUCCACCUUGUAAAUUUGAGUUUUGUUGGCUCUGCCUUGGUGCUUGGUCGGACCAUGGUGAGAGGACUGGUGGUUUCUAUGCAUGCAACCGUUACGAGACAGCAAAGCAAGAGGGAGUGUAUGAUGAGGCUGAGAAAAGAAGAGAGAUGGCCAAGAAUUCUCUAGAGAGGUAUACUCAUUAUUACGAAAGAUGGGCAACUAACCAAUCGUCUAGGCAAAAAGCACUUGCAGACUUACAGCAAAUGCAGAGCGUGCAUCUUGAAAAGCUGAGUGACAUACAGUGCCAACCUGAGUCACAGCUAAAGUUCAUAACAGAGGCCUGGCUUCAGAUUGUUGAGUGCAGGCGUGUUUUGAAAUGGACAUAUGCUUAUGGAUAUUAUUUACCGGAGCAUGAACAUGCCAAGAGACAGUUCUUUGAAUACUUGCAAGGUGAGGCUGAGUCUGGGUUGGAAAGACUUCAUCAAUGUGCUGAGAAGGAGUUACAUGUUUACCUCAAUGCAGAGGGCCAAUCAAAAGACUUUAAUGAGUUUCGCACAAAACUUGCUGGACUGACCAGUGUUACCCGAAACUACUUUGAAAAUUUAGUUCGAGCUCUAGAGAAUGGCCUAUCCGAUGUGGACUCACAUGGUGCGUGUAGCAGGACAGCAAACUCAAAGAGCUUGGGAGGUACAAGUAGUAAGGGGAAAGCCGGGAAAAGCAAGGCAACAACAUCCAAAUCAAACAGAAACAUAGAUGACACAGGCCACUGGUCUUGUGAACAUUGCACCUUUGCCAAUGUCAGAUCAGCUCCUGUCUGUCAGAUGUGCCAGCAACGCCGGUAAGUCUCUUCAUCUUUGCAAAUAGUUGGGCUGGGAGGAGCCUGAGCUUUCUUUCAAUGCUUGAUAAGUGUGGUGGAGAACUACCCUAUAAGGUUACUCGAGAGAUCCUGUUCUCGCCCGUCAUCGUCUUUCUCUGGAAUUUUGAAGGCAAAGCAUUGUGUGGUGGGGGAUAAGAAGGUUACAAAGAAAAGGAAUUAUAAAACUAUAUUUUGUCUGUCUGUUACAUGAGCUGUUGUAUAUAGUGUUGCUUGUUCAACGUAUCUUGGCUGUCUAGUUCCCAUGCAAAUGCAUAUUCACCUGUAUUUUUCUUGUUUAUUAUUUUAGUUAUUGCUAAACUGUAGCAAAAUUUGGGGCAUUUUAGGUGUGGAAGAACAAUUUGGGGGCAACGAACUGAAUUGACCUCUGCAUUUAAUGAAAUAAAUAUGUACUAAAUAUUUCAUUA